AUGGAGGCCGUGCGGCAAAUCCUCGACCGCGUGCUCAGCCUCUCCCAGAGCCUAGGGGGCCUAGCAGCGCCUCUGUCCGGCUGCCUCCACAUCGUGAAGGGGGCGCUCGACCUGUGCUUAUCGCUCAGAGAGCAGAACAAAGGUAUCAAGGCGCUCGCAGCCAACCUCCCGGGCGUUGCGAGGGUCCUUGGUGACCUCGCUUGCACCGAUGGCAUCCACGAGAGCGACUCGCUGGCGGAGGCUCUGAAGACCCUGGAGGAAGCCCUGAACUCCUGCUACAAGCUGCUCCAGGAAUGGGAGCGCACGGGCAAGGUCAAGAAGGCAGUGUUCGUGAAGAGCUGGGAGCUGCAGCUGGCGGGCGCCACAGGUCAGGUGUCGUUCGCGCUGGAGCUGAUCUCCGCGAGCGGCGUCGGCCUGGCGCAGGAGACGCGCGCCGAGGUCAUGCGGAUGCGGAAGGACCUGCUGUGCGUCGUCAGCGGUAUGGAGCAGCUGCUGAGUGCCGCGUGCCACAACAGCCAGCAGCUGGACGUGCUGGUGGGGCAGGUGGCGCGGCUGCAAGCGAGGUCUGGGGGCAUGAGCGAGGAGCAGGUGGCGGCGCUUGCGGCUGAGCUGCGGUUCACGUUGCCCAACGAUGUCGAGCGCAUCAUGGAGCGUCAUUUGACGAAGCGCUCGCCCGUCGCGAGGCCGCCGGCGAACGGCGCCGCCAGCCGCGAGGACAUAUCCGAGGACGAGCGCGUCGCGCAGCUCCAGAACAUGGGCUUCUCGCGGCUCGACGCGGAGGACGCGGUGGAGUUGCAUGGCGGGAACCUGGACGCGGCGGCGGACUGGAUCCUGUCGGGUGGGCCGCAGAGGCUGGCGCAGGGGGGCGCGUUGCACACGCAUGCGACGGCGUGGGUGGGGGACGCGGCGGUUCUGGGCGCAGGCCCCCAAACGCACCCCGCGCUCGCGCAGCCGGGGAAUCGGGGCUGGCAAGACCAUGGAUCUAUUCGCGACGACACGGUCGCGAAGCUGCGGAACAUGGGCUUCCCGUUGCUGGACGCGGAGCGCGCCGUUGAGCGCUUUGGUGCAGACCUGGACACGGCGGUGGGCUGGAUCCUGUCGGGCGGCCCGCAGGAGGCGCAAGGGGGCGAGAGCGGGGCGCAGGCGGCGGGGCGUGAGCAGCAGCCCAGCGACGCGGAGGUGACGCAUGACUCGGGCGACAGUGACGGUGAAUCUGUGGUGUCGGUCGAGGGGGCGUUGGUGGCGGGCGGAGAGACGGGGACAUGGCUGAGGCUCGAGUUCGGCGCCUUGUCGUGCGACCCGGGUAGUGACCAAAUGGAGCAACCCUACAUGCGUAUUUUCCUGCUGAACGGGGAGGGGGGUUAUAUUAGCAGGACGCCGAAGCGCACUCCGGCCGCCGCUGAACGUGUCGACGACGGCGAGUGGCGCCUCGACCACGCCGUCGCCCUGAACAUUUCCCUGCGCAGCCUGUCCGGCAUGCCGGGUGCGGUGGUGCUGCUCGAGGUGAUGCAUCUCAAGCAGCGCAGGUCGAAGGGACAGAAGGAGUCGCUGCGCGCGUGGACUUUCGUCCGUGUCCAGGACGUACUGCGGGCGCUCCUCUCUGGGGAGGAGUACGAGGUACAACAUGGAACAAUGGACCUGGCGUUGUACCGGAAGCCGUCGGACCCGAAGCUGCAGAGGCUGCACCGCAUGUCGACGAAGAAGUACGCGAACAAGCUGACCCUGUGUGUUGGCGUAGACGGCAGCUCUUGA
Molecule: messenger RNA, 1752 nt
Organism: Pedinophyceae sp. YPF-701
Lineage: Eukaryota; Viridiplantae; Chlorophyta; Pedinophyceae
Source: the annotation of a GenBank genome assembly